AUGGGCCGUUUCUGGUGGCAACAGAGUACAGAUUCUGCCUCAGAGCUGCGUGAGUAUGAUAAGGAGAUGAAUCAUUAAGCAGAAUGAAGUCACAGCACCUAGACAACUAUGAACAUUGAGCAGUGUAGAAGCUCAUGUUUUCUAAAUGGAAAUACUGUGAAAUUAUUAAGGUACAAAAUAAUUCAUGCUUUCAAGCUACCGUUUCAAGGGAGUAAUAAUUGAUGAUACUCCGUUUGAAUUAUUUCUUCUGAAAUGAGUACCAAACAGCCUGGUAGGUGCUUAGAAAUGGCCAAAGCAUUACAGAGCUUGGGGCACCUUGUGGGAUGGAUGGCAAUCUGUAAUGCAGAAAAAUAUGAAGAAUGUGGCCCUGUAGCUGCUUUUUCACUCCAGCUUUCCACGCUGCUAUAAUUCAUUCUUAUCAUCUACAUUUCCACAGCGGCACACCUGCAAGAUCAUUUCACCCCCUUCAUCGCCCGCCAUGUAUUACAGUCAUUCUCCUGUCUUCACCACACUUAAACCUGAAGUUCAGAAAUGAUCCCAGGCUCAUCCACACAACUACCUGAAUCUGUGGGAGCUCGGUGUUUUUGGUUUCGUUUUAAGGUUGUGGUGUUGACAUGGCACCAGAUGAGCCAGUCAUGUGACAGAUGCUUCACAACCACUUGCAGCUGAGUGCUGUUUCCUGGGGUGCAGCCACUGUUGCAUGAUGAUAGCUUCCUGGAGUCACAGGUGAGAGCUGAGUGCAGGGUGGGAACCAAAGGUGGACAAACUAUCACAGAAGGAGCACAACAUGUCUCCCUCUAGAGGUACUGUCCCUCCCAUAACACCCCACAUGAGUUUGUUUUGAUUGUAUCUGUUGCUGUUUUAAUGUUUCCACUUUAGUGACAAGCCACCUACUCCAUCCACCUUUGCCAUUUGUGACCUCAUUCACAGGUCAUUUGAGUAGCACAUUUGCUCAUAGAGAUGGCAACAUUCCCUUUAGUGGCUUGUGGUCACCCAUCCAUCCAUCCAUCCAUCCAUCCGGGCCUAUGCUGAGGAGGGCUGCACUGAGGAAGAAUGGUGGGAGCCUCCCACACCCCCUGAUCCUGAAUCUUCCCAGGAGCCAGAGGACAGUAUAGAUUUGGAACAGUGGUUUGCAGAGGGGCACAGUUCAGAAGGCAGAAGUUGGGAAAUACUGGAUGGUGAACAGCUAGGAGAAGAAACACUAGAAGAGAAAGAGCUAACAGAUUCACAGUCUCUGGACAGCAUUCACUCCCCUUCCCCAAAGACACAAACAGCUCAGAAAGUGUUAGAACAGAAAGCACAGAGGGUACAAGCUCAGGUUACAAGAUGUAGGAGUGACAUAUAUUAAUAGGGACAAAGCAGGGGAGUGAACCUUAACUGGGAGCACCACCAUUUCUAGGAGAUGUGUCCUUUGUUCUCUUGCUGAUUAUUAAAGAGUCUAACUGGUAAGACAUUCCUUCCGUUUGAUCUUAUCAUUCCUGGCCAUAGGGUAGUAAGCCAAUUCCCUGAAGCCUGGCUCCUUCCUUGCUUCUUACCUUCCUUCCCAGCCAUUCCCUGGAAAGAACAUUACACCGUCACAUAAUGGUUAUUCCAAGGGUUACAAAUUUCAUUUAGAUAGUCUGCAGAAUGUAUGUGGAGGAGGGGAGAUGGCACAUCCAUCGCUUUGAAUGUUCAUAUUGAACAUUCUUUUUUUCCUAGCGGCUGCUAAGCAAGUUACUACCAUCACUCCUGAUCAUGAAGAGUGUAUGGGGGACAGUCCUUGUUCCAGAGGAGAUGGUGGGAAGAAAUUAUUGCAUUAUAAUGACAAUCAAACUAGUAAGUAAUCCCAACCAUUUAAUUUGCUGGCGGGACCAUGGCUUGGAUUCCGUGACUAAAUUCCAUUCAUAUGUUGAUGCCCAAUUUGCUUGCUUAUUCUGGGAUGUUGGGCACAAUGCAUAAACACAUCAUGUGUGGCAAUUAGAUAGAACCAGAGCUUGCAAGCAAGGGCUAUAAUCUUAUCUCCAGCUUUAUGUGUUCCGGCUUAGGCCUAAAGCUGACAAGGCUACAUUAUUAGCAGCCAAAUUUCUGUUCGUUCGAACAAGAAUCUGUGCAAAACCAGUUUUCCGAUUCUCAUUUAGUGGGGCGCUAUUGGGCAGACCAAGCAAGACAUGGGAAUGUGCUCUUUCAUGUUGUGCAAUCUGACUCCUAAAUUGAUUAAAAAACAAACAAACUGCAGCACUUGAGGAUUAGAUUUUUCUAAGCUACACAAAUACAAAUAUAACUUCCUACCUCAUUACUGCGGUUAUUGCUUCACUAAUAUCAAGGCUACAUUGCAUCCUAGACGUCAACAAAUGGUAAAUAAUCUGAUUCUAAUAGCAAGAAGAAAAAUCACAAAAAAGAGGAAAAGUUUGGAAAGCCCCCUGUCUGGCUAAAAAAGAAUGUGUGCUGUGAAAUUUAGUCACUUGAAUCCAUUUCAUCACUAAAGGGGGAAGGCUAUUAAGGUUAAGAAGUCAAUAUGAAAUUCAGAUUUUUUAAAGUAUUAUUUUGGAAUAGACUCUAGAUUCAAAAUAUUUCACUGGAAUUAGUGGCAUCUUGAAUCUGAUAUAAUAUUCUAUUAUAUUUAUUGAUCUAAAAACGUGAAUAAAGUUUGUAUUCAAUAAGCUGAUAAUGGGCCAGACACUGUGUGUUUCUCUGGAUUUUGGACAUGACUUCCUUCACAGAAAUAACUUUAGGAAGUGUUUCCGCUGUCCCUAUAUCAUGGCAUAAUGAAAACUGGAUAUAAAUUUGACCUUUGGAAAUUAAGGGCUGGGGUUCAAGUGCAGAGGGAUUAGACUACAAAACUUUUUUAUGUUCAGUUUUGUCUUUCAGGUCCUUUGUUUUUGUUCUGCCUUGGCAAAUAACGACCCCCCUUCUUUUAUUGCCCCUUUUGAAUUUCAUCCCCCCCCCACCUUCUCCCAAAAUAGCUUUGCAGAGAAAGGAUUUCUAUUUAAAGCCCAAACGUGCAGAGCGUGUUCAAAGUCUUUUGCCAAAGAGCACACCGGGACAACAGCCAGAAACCUGAAUCCAAAACCAGAUUAGGCUGGUGGGUUUUUGCUCUUCAUGUGAAUGAGAGAUUAGAAAGCCUGCAAAGAGACUUUGCUUAAAAACUGAGAGAGGGGAGCGUGGGCUUCUGGUGCUAGGGAGUAAUCUAUAUUGCAAGUUUCCUUUUAAACGUAGGAUUAAAACAACGCAAAAGUAGAUGGCUUCUAACAGCUUUCAUCUUCCAGAUGUGGGAACAAGAUUGUUUAAAGAGCUGAUCACUAAGGGCGACUCUCAUUAUCCCUGACCACUGGCCAUGCUGGCGGUGGGUGGUGGAAGUUGAAAUCCAACAUCCUUGAGAGGACAUCCUUUUGAAUACCCACAGGUGCUUGUAAGAAUCUACAGAUGAGCCCAGGAAAAUGAAGACAGCAGGUCUAAGUGGCACGUGGUAUUAUUACUGCAACUGUGGUCUCAAACAAAUACUUUGAGGAAAACUUGUGUCCAGCUUGUGGAAAGAUAAGAGAACUGGAGUCGUAAGUAAAACCUAGGCCAGAACUGUGUCAGGGUCCAGUUAUGCUAAAACUGCUGGGGAAACAUGAAGUGGACUUUUAAACAAACAGCGCUCAUUUAGAGUCAAAGCUUUUUGUGCUGUUUUGUGGGGUUUUAAUGUUCGUUCUAUUACUUUAUUGUGAGACUCAUACCCGCCAACAUUUCUCCAAUGAAAAGAACAUCCCAUUUGAUAAUAAUGAUAAUAAUAAUAAUGAUGAUAAUGAUAAUUUUAUUAUUUAUACCCUGCCCAUCUGACUGGGUUGCCCCAGCCACUCGAACAUAUAUAAAAAAUAUAAUAAUACCAGUGUUUUUUUUCUAGAAAAAGAGGUGCCAGAACUCACCAUGAACACCUCCCUCAUUUGCUUAGAAUGGCAAUGGCACCCACCUGAGAGGUGCCGGAACUCAGUUCCUGUGAGUUCCCCCUGAAAAAAGCCUGAAUAAAACAUUAAACAUUAAAAAACUUCCCUAUACAGGUCUGCCUUCAGAUGUCUGCUAAGGUUGUAUAGUUAUUUAUCUCCUUGGCUCGAGGGUCACAUAACUCCAUACCCUUCAAAAUUUCUCAGGUGAACAAAGGGACGUCCUAAGGAAAAGUGGGACAUUCAGGGAUCAAAUCAGAAAUUGGGAUGGCUUCUGUAAAUCCGAGACUGUUCCUGGAAAAUAGGGACACUUGGGGGGUCUGGAGGCUCAGUUUCUUACACAGCUUGCCCUGAAGAUACAAAUUUUACAAAUAACAGAAACAAUUCUUGGACUUUGCAUGCAGGCUUGGACUUCACAUCCAGUUCAGUCCUAUCAACUCUGACUAGCAGUGUUUAUUUUAGACAGGGACCUCCUCCAGUCCUACUUGGAAAUGCUGGGGCUUUCUCCAGCAGUGGUUGAUGGUGUUUCCUCAAUAACAUAUCCCAACAUCACUCUUUUUACUGCUCCCUGUAUGAAAUUUCUGUCUGGCAAGGAGAGGAGGAAGAAGAACAAAAAGCACUUGUACUAUUCAGAGAAGCUGGGCUGGCUGUCAGAACUGUCAGUUUGCUGACCUCCAUUUUGUGUGGAAAGAUGAACAAAAAAAUAAAUAGGGCAAUGUACAGAUUCUUUCCACCACGGACUCAGGACUAGACAUCACAUAUAUUAACUAGAAGCCAGGUACGAGUCUUGACAUCACUUGAAGUGAGCUGCUCCAAGGAUGAAAUUGAAAAUCUCUUACCUGAAUCCUCACAUAUAUUCCCUAAAAAUUAUUAAUGGGAAACUAUAUUGGCUUUUAUAGCAGAAGCCGUUUCAUAUUAUAGUGUCAACAUUUUGCAAUUAAGUGCUCUGAAUUAUUAAAACAUCUUAUUACAGCAAAUCACACCUCGGGUUUAUGCCAGCUGCCCCUUUCUUUCUUUUUAAUCAAUGUGAAUGAAAUUAACUGCCUCUCCGUCAGUUUACAUCAUGGUGCUUAGCAAACCUGCACACCUCACCAAAGCCUGUUAUGGCUGCCGUAAGUUGUCAAGUGUGUUGCCAGGUGCUUCAGUAGAUAACUAGAAAGGGGGUAUAACUGGUAGCUACCAAUGGCCACUGUGUUAAGAGUGUCAGUGGGCUAAUUCACAGUGAGUUGAAGUCAAUGACCAUCAUUCAAGACGCCAGGAGACCGUCAACAUCUUAAAUAAAAAAAUCACUCUUGGUUUAACUCAGCUAUUUAAUUAAUGUGUUUCUCUGGAAGGGUUCCCAGUUUAAGACCAAGACUGACUUAAGUUUACAGUGCUCAUGACACUAUAUCUUUAGCAGGAACUAAGAUCACCAAAAGAGUAAUGUCAUUUACCGGAUGGCCAUUUGUCCUGAUCCGCAGGCCCCAUUUGAAUUAUAAAAUAAUUAUUGUUGUGAUUAAAUUAUAUUUGUAUACUGCCCUAUACCCACAGGUCUCAGGGCGGCCACAACAUAAAAACACAAAAUACAUAAUAAAAAUAAAAAUAAAAAUGGAAACAACCCAAUAAUUCACCAAAAAAUCAAAACAAGUACAUAAUUAAAAACAAAACAGCGAAAUGGUAACUCCCUCUUUCCAGACACAUUUAAAAGGCUAUAGGACUUGGGCAUCUCCUCCUUUAACAACCAGGCCUGCCAUCACAUGAAAGAAAUAAUAUCUGAAUUGGAAGUCGUUCACGGGGCUGCAGUGCUUCCUGCAGUCACGAUCACUCCCAUAAAUUUCUUCCAGGAUUGGGGGAACUGUUGCAAUCCCAUCUAUCAGCAUGAACAAGCACAUCUGGUUCCCAUAAGACCAUGUACCAGCGGUUGAGUGCACAACUUGGCACAUGUACUAAUGAAAUUUGGCUGCGGCACCAGACUUGUCCACUGGAACUAAAUCCACAGAUUAAUUACUGAAAACGAAAAAAUGGUUCCACCAGAAAUUCAGUCCUUUGAUACCUGGUUUGAGAAAGCUGUAUGCAAUUCUUCAACUUUCUCAUUUAGGCAGCAUAAGCUGUCUUUCUCCCCCGCUCUUCUCUUAUAUAUAGAUAGGUGAAUGUACGUGUGCAUGCAUCUGAAAAAUGGUUUAUAUUUCUGCAAUUUGAGAUUGUAAGUAAACAUCAGGUUAUUUCUAUUGCUCUUGGUUUGCACACACACAAAAGCCAGGGUCCCUUGAGAAAGAUCAUAUGCGGUGAUUUGUUCAGACAUGAACAAAUAAGAUUAUCUCAGGCUUUACAAAUAUGAAAAUAUCAAAGCAGGGGACAGCAGGCCUCAGUAAACAGAACUACACCCAGGAAUGAAAUGUUCUCUGGGGGUGUUUAGCCUUUGUCAAAGAAAAAGAAGAAUAUUCUUAAGCACAAUUAAAAAUGCCCACAUCACUGUCCCAGGACUGUUGUUUUUAAGUCUUGGGGGUGGGUUGUUUUAAAGUUAGAAAAUGCAAUUAGUGUGAAAAUAAAUCUACACGCAACCACACGCACGCACACAAGAUAGAUAUGGAUGUUUCAUAUGGGUAUUAUUGCUUACCCUUAUCCCCACUUUUCAGCUCUCAUCUGAUAGCUUUCUAAUGGUUGUAGUUUUAUCAAGGGCGGCAGAAGUCUCACAACUAUAUCUCUAAGGGAUAGACUUAUCUCUCUGGCUGACCAAAAUGUGGUAUAAAAAGAAAAAUAACCUUACUUUGUAAUGGGAACAUAUAGAAGAACAUAUAUUCCAGCUGCAAUCUUUCUGAUUCAUGUCAAUUUUAAUGAGCUUUCAAAACUUUUAAAAAAUUAGUAAAUGUGCAUCUGAACCCAUAUUCUGAUGUAGCAGCUUAUAAGAACUCAAAGCUAUUGCUUACGCCUUGCUAAUGUUACAAGCACUCCUCUGCAUGCAAAACAUCUCAGGUUCAGCCUCUGGCGUCUUCAUCGAGGACUCCACUCUGAACCUAGCAUAAAUCAGGAAUGGAGAGCCUGCGACCCUCCAGAUAUUGUUGCUGUUGUUGUUAAAUUAAAUCUAAUACUGAUUUUCAGUUGUUACAUUCAACCCAGUCAUGGGCGUAGCCAAGGGGGGCAGGGAGGAGCAGCUGCUCCCCCCUAAAUCAAUAAAAAUAAAUAACAAAACAAAACUGAGGUUCUGCUCCCCCCCAACAAAAGGCCUGCCCACCCCAGACAAAAAUCCUGGCUACGCCCAUGAACCUAGUUGAAAGGAAACAAUCCUGAUUUUAGCAUUGCAUCUAAAAAGCAAUCAUUUAUUAUAUGGCAAAACUGUGUGCUUAGAGCUGAAUUUUCAUUUUCAUUUUUGCUAGGUUAAUAGUCACCUAACCAUAGUUGUUGUUGUUGUUGUUGUUGUUGUUGUUGUUCUUCUUCUUCUUCUUCUUCUUCUUCUUCUUCUUCUGUAAUUGUUGUUGCUGUUUAUUAAAUGUGGUGUUGUUGUUUAGUUGUGUCCAACUCUUCGUGACCCCAUGGACCAGAGCACGCCAGGCACUCCUGUCUUCCACUGCCUCCUGCAGUUUAGUCAAACUCAUGCUGGUAGCUUCGAGAACACUGUCCAACCAUCUCAUUCUCUGUCGUCCCCUUCUCCUUGCGCCCUCCAUCUUUCCCAACAUCAGGGUCUUUUCCAGGGAGUCUUCUCUUCUCAUGAGGUGGCCAGAGUAUUGGAGCCUCAGCUUCACUAUCUGUCCUUCCAGUGAGCACUCAGGGCUAAUUUCCUUCAGAAUGGAUAGGUUUGAUCUUCUUGCAGUCCCUGGGACUCUCAAGAGUCUCCUCCACCACCAUAAUUCAAAAGCAUCAAUUCUUUGGCGAUCAGCCUUCUUUAUGGUCCAGCUCUGACUUCCAUACAUCACUACUGGGAAAACCAUAGCUUUAACUAUAUUGACAUUUGUCGGCAAGGUGAUGCCUCUGCUUUUUAAGAUGCUGUCUAGGUUUGUCAUUGCUUUUCUCCCAAGAAGCAGGCGUCUUUUAAUUUUGAGACUGCUGUCACCAUCUGCAGUGAUCAUGGAACCCAAGAAAAUAAAAUCUCUCACUGCCUCCAUUUCUUCCCCUUCUAUUUGCCAGGAGGCGAUGGGUCCAGUGGCCAUGAUCUUUUUUUUCCUUUCCUUUUCUUUUUUGAUGUUGAGCUUCAGACCAUAUUUUGUACUCUCCUCUUUCACCCUCAUUAAAAGGUUGUUUAAUUCCUCCUCACUUUCUGCCAUCAAGGUUGUGUCAUGUGCAUAUCUGGGGUUGUUGAUAUUUCUCCCGGCAAUCUUAAUUCCGGCUCGGGAUUCAUCCAGUCCAGCCUUUCGCAUGAUGAAUUCUGCUUAUAAGUUACGUAAAUAAGCAGGGAGACAAUAUACAGCCUUGUCAUACUCCUUUCCCAAUUUUGAACCAAUCAGUUGUUCCAUAUCCAGUUCUAGCUGUAGCUUCUUGUCCCACAUAGAGAUUUCUCAGGAGACAGAUGAGGUGAUCAGGCACUCCCAUUUCUUUAAGAACUUGCCAUAGUUUGCUGUGGUCGACACAGUCAAAUGCUAGUCAAUGAAGCAGAAGUAGAUGUUUUUCUGGAACUCUCCAUAAUCCAGUGCAUGUUUGCAAUUUGGUCUCUGGUUCCUCUGCCCCUUCGAAAUCCAGCUUACACUUCUGGGAGUUCUCGGUCCACAUACUGCUUAAGCCUGCCCUGUUGAAUUUUAAGCAUAACCUUGCUUAAUUAAAUUAAAUUAAAGUAUUUUUCACUCUAUAAGACGCACCAGACCAUAAGACGCACCUAGUUUUUGGAGGAGGAAAACAAGAAAAAAAAAUAUUCUGAAUCCCAGAAGCCAGAACAGCAAGAGGGAUGGCUGCGCAGCGAAAGCAGCGAUCCCUCUUGCUGUUCUGGCUUCUGGGAUAGCUGCACAGCCUGCAUUCGCUCCAUAAGACGCACACACAUUUCCCCUUACUUUUUAGGAGGGAAAAAGUGAGUGUUAUAGAGCAAAAAAUACGGUAAAUUAAAUUAUUAAAUGUGUUAGUCACUUCAUCUUGCCCAGGGCAACCCAAAGUGACUUACAAAAAACCAAAAAACCUAGAUACAUUAAAACUGAGUAGGAAAAGAAAUACAUUAAAAUCAUCCCACCCACAGAUAGUUAAAGGCCACCACUAGUUAAAAGGUCAAAGGCCUGAUUAAAGAGGGAAAUUUUGCCCUGGCAACUAAAGAUAUGCAAUGAAGGCAUCAGGCAAGCAUUCCACAAAUGGGGAGCCACUGCAGAAAAGGCCAGCUCUCGUGUUGCCACCCUCUGGACCUCUCAUGGAGGAGGCACAUGAUGAAGGGCCUCAGAUGAUGAUUGCAGGAUCUGGGUCAGUUCAUAUGGGAGGAGGCAAAGUUUUACAUGUCUAAACCAGCACUUUGAAUUGGGCACUUUGAGUUGUGCCUUUAAAAAUAAGAUAAGAAUUUUGUUGAUGACACAGUAUGCUAGAAGGAGACAAGGAGCGAUAUGGGGAGAAUUUUGCCUUUGUGUGCUUAAAAUGUAAUACUCUGCCUGCGUAAGCUUGAAAAGGUCAGGACUUGAUUUAAUAAAUUCAUCUUUCAAGAAUAUAACAUUCCUUCUUUAAAGUUUAACGUUAGCACUUACUGGGGGAAUGGAUGCAUGGGGCAUCGGUCAUGAGCACUUUAACAUGCAGGUCACAAAUCAGGACACACAACACAGAGCCAGAGAAGAAAGUCCUACCUCAUGGCAUUUGUGUGAUCUCUUCUGUUUGGUGAAUUGGAUGGUUCUUAAUGGAAAGUAACAACUAUGGAGCCUAGUAAUCUUUUACCCACAAACUACAGUUCUCGGGAUUCUUUAGGGAAGUCAUGGCUAUUAAAGUGGUAUAGGAGUGCUUUGAAUGUACAACCAAUUUUGUGCUUUGUUGUACAUUCUGCACAGUAUGGAAGUUUAGUUAUUUAUUAUUACAUGUACCAGUAUAUUUACCCUGUCUUUCAAAGUGCUGAAGGUGAUGGACACAAUUCUUCCCCUUCCUGUUUUAUCACCAAAACAACAUUUCUCUGAUGAAAAUAGGGCUUUCCUAUUCCAUUAUUAUAAUAAUUUUAUUAUUUAUAUGCCACCUAUCUGACUGGGUUGCCCCAGUCACUCCAGGCAACUUCCAACAUAUAUAAACACAUAAUAAAACAUUAAACAUUUUUUAAAAAUCCCUAUACAGAGCUGCCUUCAGAUGUCUCCUAAAUGUUGUAUUGUUACUGUACUUAUCUCCUUGGCUCAGGGGGCCGUAUAAUUCCAUGCCCUCCAACGUUUCUCCAAUGAAAAUAGAGGUGUCCUAAGGAACAGUGGGACAUUCAGGGAUCAAAUCAGUAACUGGGGUGAUUUCUGUAAAUCUGGGACUGGAAAAUAGAGACACUUGGAGGGUCUGCCAACCCUUUGAGGCAGAUUAGGCUAAAUCAGGUCCUCCCUUAAAGAGGUGAGACCUGGAAAACUGACACCCUGUGUUGUAGGUGGGUACAAUUGGUCAGCCACAACACCCAAUUGGUAGGUCCCUCGAAGCUGGGUGCAAUCUGGCCAAUGGGAGGCAGUCCAAACAUGCAUGUGACCCAGAGCUUCAGCGUGUGCAUUCAGAACACCCGCCCACCUCUCCCUACUUUUAGGGCUUUGCACUUGACCUUGGUAUGCUGUCGUGUGUCGUCUGUCAUUGAGACAGAGGCACGGCAGGAAUUUUCCCCAUGGCUGAUUGGCUGUUGCCAUUUGGCUUUCGCCUGCCACGUAGCAAAUUGUCACAACUUGUAAGGUUGCGGAUAGGCUCUGGUUCAGGUGAUAGGGAUGGGAGAAUGCUCUUGCCAUCCCUAUGUGAAGGGUAUUCCAUUAAAGGAAUCCAGGGACUCAAUGGUUUGGUCAACCCCUGAGAGGGGGUUGUGCCCAUGCCUGAGUCCAGGGGGGCAUUUGGAUGGCGGAGAUAGCCUGUUCCCGGCUUUCCGCUUAUCCAGGUGUUCCCCUAGGCUGACCUAUGCUGGUGCCCUGGGUCAGCGCUACCUGCAUGGCAGGGAGCUAGUCAAACCAGAGCCUAUGCAACCAGUCACUUUCUGUAAUCAAUAAAGUUGUGGCCGAAAUUCUGCCAAAAACCAAACCAAAAUUUGAGUCAGGUGUGAAUUUAUUUAGGGGGGAGGUUUCUGGGUCUGAACACGCAAAAGAGAGUGACUGAUCCAAGGUCAGCUUCAUGCCUGUGUAGGGAUUUGAACCCUGAUCUCCCACAUCCUAGUACAACACUAACCACUACACCCCAUUGGUCUGUUAGGGUCCCAGCUAUAACAUGUCAUGACCCCUCCCAACUUGCUCUGGUGCUCAGCUCCGACCCUGUACACUCAAGAGAAACUGACAUACCUAGUGGAGGCGUUGCUAGCAAUCUGUAAACGAAAAAACAGCUACACAGGCAAAAGAGGUUCCAUCAGUCUGUAGUGCAUGUAAGCAGCUUGGCUUGUACGGUUAUCACUCUUCCCAAGGACACUGGAUUAAUUGGACAGAGUUGAAAAAGACAAAUUAGCCAAAACAGACUUUCAGCCGGCGUGCCAUCUCCAGAUAUAUAUUACACCCUGUUGUUUACUUAUAACAUUAUUACUUUCGAUGCAUCGAUUCUUGGUUCCAUACAGUGCCAUUUUCAUAUCUGGGGGUCUCUUUGUUGCGCUGUUGCUUCAGUACAAGCAGCCAACUCCUGUGAGGCCCAGCCUUUUGAAAAGCUGUGGGGGAAAGGGGAAUUUCUUUGCAGUUUUUAGACGCCUGUCAUUUGGAGAUGGUGAUCUCAAAACGGUUUUGCUGAAAUAAGUGUUGUCUGCAUGGUUGAUGAUGUGUAGAAAUAAUAAAUGUUCAUCAUCUGCUGUGGGGUUACCUGGAACAAGGGUCCUCUCUUAAAACAAAGGAUCGCUGGCAACGCUGUAGAAAUGCCUCUGACGUUUGGCUCCAUAUUCUUAUGGCAAGGUCUGUGUUACUGAGAUGUGAUCACUCAAAGCAGGCUGUGACUCUGCUUCUGAGUCUGCCAACAUUUGUAUUGCACAACAAACCUAGACUUUGUACCAAUUGACAUCUUCAGAAGGCUGUGAAAAAUAAAUGGAGUGGCUCACACAGCAUGUUUCGUGGGUGGUGCCUUGUGCAGGGAAUUUCUUGCCCUGCGGUUUGCUGAUAAGGGAGUCGUUUUAACCCAUUGUUGCCAAUUAGUUCCAUUAUCGUAGAAUCAUAAGAUUGUUGAGUUGGAAGGGGACCCUAAAGAUCCUCUAGUCCAAUUCCCUACAAUGCAGGAAUAGGCAGCUGCCCCAUGCGGGGAUCAAACCAGCAACCUUGGUGUUACCCCAGCACCACUUUUUAACCAGCUGAGCUAUUAGACAACAGCUAUUGGUGAAAUCUGCCAUGCAAAGUCAAUCCUUUUAGGGGCCGGACUACUUUAAGAGCUGUCUCACAGGUAGACAUAUAGCAGGCAAAGUUUUCUCCAGCACUCUGACUCUCUAGGUAGAGAAAAGCACCGCCUGUUUAAUUUCUGCCUGUCGUGCAGGUGUUCAUGGUGAAGCAAGCCCCGGCAGAGAAAAAGGAGGCACCAGGGUACAUCAUUCUAGCCAUGGCAAUUCUGCAACUCACAUUCUUGGCAGCCAGGGUAAUCUGGCUGCAGCGAGCAGCAAAGUUGUUUGGCAAAACAAUAACUCAGCUGCAGAUAAUGGCCGAAAUCCAACAGAGCCAUUUAUCCUUGGACAAGGGAACGGUGUGCACAGCUGGAGCUUUCUUUGUCGCUUUUCAUCAUGCCGUUCCCGGCAACCUCUGCAAUUGCUGACCACGUGGUUAGAAUACAUCUCAUGGUGACAUACUGUGCUAGUGAUAAACUUGGGCAUUGUUAGAACCAUAUAAUCUGCCCUAACCAUACAGAAAAGUCUGUCAUUGGAGUCUGCAAUUUAGCCGAUGUUAGGCUGCAAUCCUAUGGAAACUUAAGGUUCACACUGGAACAUUCUUCUGAGUAAAGAUGCAGAGGGUUGUACGGCAUGUAAUUCAAAACAAGCAAGGUGGCAUAUUUUUACUCUGGAAUAGUUUUUCGUAGUGUACAAAUGUGCAAGUUUCUGGGUUCUACAGAGCUCUGCAUUGUUCUGCAUUUUAAGCUAUUUGACAGUGGAACGGUCUGCCUCGGGAGGUGGUGGACUCUCCUUCCUUGGAGGUUUUUAGGCAGAGGUUGGAUCUCCAGAGAUGGUUUUGGGAAAGUGUGACUGGUAUUUCCACACUGGGCACCAACACAAGAGGGCACUGCAGGGUCCCUUACAACUCUACAAUUCUAUGAUUCUAUGAGAUCUGUGUACAGUGAUACUUAAGUUAUGAACUUAAUUCGUUCCAGAGGUCCGUUCUUAACCCGAAACUGUUCUUAACCUGAGGUGCGCUUUCACUAAUGGGGCCUUCUGCUGCUGCCACUGCGCCGCUGGCACACGAUUUCCAUUCUCAUCGUGGGGUAAAAUUCUUAACCCGAGGUACUACUUCCGGGUUAGCAGAGUUUGUAACCCAAAGUGUUUGUAACCUGAGGCACCACUGUAACUCAAAAAGUUCAGAGACUCCAAAGAGAUCAGAUUAGUGGUGGUGUCCUGGAAAAAAAAGUGUGGGUUGCAGGCCAGAUGGAAAGUGUGAAUAUUGGCUUUGGAUCCCACUCUGCUACCAUUGAGGCAAUGCAAGUGAAUGGGCCGCUGGAUGGCCAGAGAUGGUUUUUAAAGCAAUAGAGAACACGAGUGUGCUUGCUCCCCCUUGUAAACAUUUAGCCAUGCAGAGAGAAGAACGAACACUCCUGAAAUGCAUUACUGCAUGUAGUAAUGUAACUGAUAUGAUGCCCGUCAGGCACUGGAGGAAUGUAAAAUGUUGUUUCAGUAAUGGAAAAGUGAUGAUGAAAAACUCCCUUUCCACUACGCACCUGCCUUUUCUGUGGAUUUUGUCAAUUGGGUUGUGUGAAAUGUCACUGCACGGCAACUGCAGGCCACUGAAGAAUUGUUUUAUUCUGGUGAAUCGUGAACCAAAUUACUUCACAGAUAGCACUUGAGAUUUUUGUGUUUGGGCGGCAUGUUGGCCCUGAGAGCCACUUACAUUCUGAGAUAAAAAGGGAAGGAAAGAAAAAAAAAAGAAAAAAGAAAAGAAAAGAAGAGCAGCUUGUUGUAAAGAGGGCACUACUCUUCUUUUUAAGGAGUGCUAAAUUCUGUAGUUUAAAUUAUUUCUUGCUUUAGCUAGAGAAGGAGAGGUGUGGGAGAAAACCUUUGCAUGGGGUACAGUUUAGACAGGCUUGUUAUUCUGGCUGUGGGGAUCAAGCUCAAUGUGUUGUGCUUGUUUAAACCAGGGGUAACCAAAGAAAUGCCCUUCAGAUAUUGCUGGACUUCAACUGCCAUCAACCCCCAUCAUUCUGCCCGGUCACUGAGGUCCAGCACAGAGGGCCUUCUGGCAGUUCCCUCUCUGCGAGAAGCAAAGUUACAGGGAAAAAGGCAUAGGGCCUUCUUAGUGGUGGCGGCUGCCCUGUGGAACACCCUUGCAUUAGAUGUCAAGGAAAUAAACAACUACCUGACUUUUAGAAGACAUCUGAAGGCAGCUCUGUUUAGGGAAGUUUUUAAUGACUGAUGUUUUAAUGUAUUUUUAAUCUUUUUUGGGGGGGGGAGCCGCCCAGAGUGGCUGGGGAAACCCAGUCAGAUAGGCGGGGUAUAAAUAAAUAUUUCCAUCGUAGAAAUGUUGGAGAGUAUGUUGUUGUCGUUUUGUUUUUUUAACUGCUUUUAAUUAGUUUAUGUGUAUGUCGCCUUGAGAUUGUGGUUUAGAAGGCCAUUAAUAAAUCUAUUGAAGUAUUUGCAGCUUUAAUAGUAAUACUGCUUUUGACUUAUUUUACUGAUUUAAUAUUUUAAAGGGUUAAAAUGAAUUGCGUAUAGUCCUUUGCAGUCGUUUUGAGCCUCUUUGCAUGCCCGGAUUAGUUGAUAUGGUGGAUUUUUAAUAAAUAAAUUACCUACAAAUAGACCACUCCCAAGAGGCAUUGUGCUGACAUGUAAAUCUUUACUGAGGAAUAAGGAUAGGGAGUACAACUAGCCAUAAAAGUUUAAUGUCAUAAAACAUGAUAGUGUGUCAGCACUGUGGAAAGAUGCUCCGAUAAAAUAUGCAUAAUGUGGGUGACAGCAUAUGCCUAAAGAAAUGUUAUGCUUUAUUUGUGUUCUUUAAGGCUGGCUUGCAUUUUCCAAGCCAUUGGAGUGUCUAAACUGGCUGCCUUGGGUGAAAGUUAAGUUGCCACCAACAAAAAAAGUAUGUAUUGCCAGGAAAAGGUUGGUUUUUUUGCCAUUCCUAUCAAAUCCUGAGCCCUCUGGUCUGCAUGGUUAUGAGGAGGGGGAACUGAAUGAGAUUCUGAUCCUCUUAUUUCUGGGGAAGGGCAGAGGUCAGAGAUCUUGCCACACACUGAUCAACCCUUCACUUUGCCUCUGUCAUCGCUACUUAGUGCUCACAUUGGAAAAUGGGAUAAGGCUCAUCCUUCCUGACCAUUGCUGACUGGGGAUGGUGGGAGGUGGAAUCCAACAACAUCCAAAGGGUACCAUAUUGGCUACCUCAAUAUAAUUGUUUCAGUUCCCUUGAUUAUUUUUCAUUUUGAACCCUUGCUGCAGGGGUCCAGUUGCAGACAUACUACUGAGGGAGUAAGCCUAAAUGGAUGCAAUAGGGCUUACUUUCAAGUAAAAAUGCAGAAGAUCGCUCUGUUAAUCAGCUUUUCCAUCUUUCAUCCCUUUUUUCCUGCCCUAUUUCUCUGAAUGCCUCCUUGACCAAAGAUAAUAACUAUCUACAUGGGCAUUUCAUGUAUUAGUGAUUUCCCACAAAGGCUGAAAAUGCAAAGAAUGUUUCAAAAAGAAGAGAAAACCACUCUGGCCUGUUUCUCAGCUUUGAGAUAGAAAAUUCUCAAUAAAAACUCCCAAGCUACUUUAAAUAAUUUAAAAAUAACUGGCGCUAUCAUCAUCAGGCAGCCAGAGUAGAAUGUUUUUAAGCCAGCCUUCCUCAUGUCUCUGAAGAAAUGGCUGUGAUCAUUUUUAACCUUUCAUCAGGAUAAUUGCCAAAGAAUUAACAAUGAUAAAAUGAUUACAGAGUGUGAGGCGUUAGAGUGAUUAGCAUGAAAGUGCAUGGCACAUUUGACUGAGAUGUGACCUAUAUAUCCUGCCUGCCGUGCGUCUGGCAAAGGCUGUGGCAGUGAAGUCAAAAAGCACCUGCAUGUUUUGGUGGUGCUAUAUUUCUUACAAAUGUUUCCCAUAACUCCUGAUGUUCCCAAUGGGUUGUUCAGCUUUUCUUCUCUGUAAAUCCUUUGAAUAUAGCACCGGGCUCAUGAUCCUUUCGAGCUGGGUUUAUGAAGUGGUCCAGGACAUUCCAGCAACAGGUAAAGGAAGGUGAGCAAUAGUUAAGGAAGCUCCCUUUCCUUGCAGGGCCCAAGAUGUUUUGCUGAAUGAGGGAAAGGUCAAGAUGAGACUUUCUUCCUCCUCCCACUUUCUACAUACAGAAGUUAACUAGACUAACAGUGGAAUCUUACUUUGGCCACGUUCUCACCAUACUGCUUUGACAGACGUGGCUUCCCUCAAAUAAUCGAGGGGACUGUGAUUUUUUUAAGGAUGCUGAGAGUUGUUAGGAGAUGCCCUCGUUUCCUCUCAAAGCUACAACUCCUCUGAGAAGAGGGAUUGGAUGCUAAAUCACUCUGGAAACUCUAGCUCAGGAUUCCUCAACCUCAGCCCUCCAGAUGUUUUUGGCCUACAACUCCCAUGAUCCCUAGCUAGCAGGACCAGUGGUCAGGGAUGAUGGGAAUUGUAGUCUCGAAACAUCUGGAGGGCCGAGGUUGAGGGCCGAGGUUGAGGAAGCCUGCUCUAGCUCUUUGAGGGUGGUGCUGUGGGUUAAACAACAGAGCCUCGGACUUGCAGAUCAGAAGGUCGGCGGUUCGAAUCCCCGUGACGGGGUGAGCUCCCAUUGCUCGGUCCCUGCUCCUGCCAACCUUGCAGUUCGAAAGCACGUCAAAGUGCAAGUAGAUAAAUAGGUACCGCUCUGGCGGGAAGGUAAACGGCAUUUCCGUACGCCGCUCUGGUUCGCCAGAAGUGGCUUAGUUAUGCUGGCCACGUGACCCAGAAGCUGUACGCCAGCUCCCUCGGCCAAUAAAGCGAGAUGAGCGUUGCAACCCCAGAGUCGGCCACGACUGGACCUAAUGGUCAGGGGUCCCUUUACUUUUACCUUUAACAGUUCUCAGCAUCUUUAACAAACUGCAGUUACCAGUAUUCUUUAGGAGACGCCACAAGUGUUUAAUAGUGCUUUAAAGGCAUAGUGCAGCUGUGGCCCUUGACCCUGGAGAUGGGGCAGAGUUGUUCACUUAACCUGAGGACAGCAAGCUAGCCUAUAGGCUGCAGCCAGGUCAGAUUGCUUGGCACACAAAAUUUUGUCCUCCAUCAUCUCACAUCCAUCAUCACCCUCCAGCCACUGCUACCUGAGUUGCCCCCUCUCUGCCCAAUGGCUGACGGGCUUUCUUUCUAGGACUGUGUGCAAUUUGAUGAGUUUGUGGAUUGUUAAUAAUAAUAUAUAAUAAUAAAGGAAACUGUAGUCCUUUCACCGUGGGAAUACCAAAUAUUUGGUUAUGUGGACUGCUAUGGCAGAUGAAGGUGAUUGACUACAUGGAAUUGGCGGAAAUGACUGGCAGAAUCCGAGACCAGGGAGAAGAGUUGGUGAAAGAAGACUGGAAGAAAUUUAAAGACUAUUUACAGAAAUAUUGCAAAAUUAAGGAAUCUUAGAAGGAUGUUGGAUAGAAACUAAGAGGUUUUUAGCUGUAAUGCUUUAAGAGAUAUGAAAAAAAAAGGUUAACAAUUGGGUAAAAGUUUAAUGGUAAGGAUUUGCUGAACUAACAAACUGAACUGGAAUACAAAGAAGGGAGGUAUGAGGAGGUUCGGGGAAAUAAGUGUAAGGAAGAUAGGCUAUGGAAAAUUAAUGUGUUUUUAAUUGUUUUAUUUUGUAUGUUUCUCUUUAUACUUUUUUCUUUAUUCUGUAUUUUCAUGUAUUUUUUCAAACUUUAAUAAAUAUUAUUUAAAAAAAAAAGGUUAUGUGGACUGCUAAUGUAUCUGAUCUCAUAUUUACUGUUGCCAUAUGUGCAAAUAGCUUUUUCACAUUCCUGGUUAUUUAAGCAACUGAAAGUCAUUAGUAUGAGUGAAUGUUUUUGGAACAGCUAAUUAACAAGAACACUGUGAUUCAAUAGAAUAAAAAAAAACCCACGUAUUAAAAAAAAGUGUUAGGCAAGUCAUCCCUCUCCUCACAACGCCUCAGCAAUGCAGAUAGAAACUCCCUUAGCAAGCAAGGACAUGUUACUCUUUAUUAUCUUUGAAAAGAUGUUUAUAGAACCUUAAAAAAUGUCAUUCGUAAAUAACAACUGCUAGGAAAAUAAUUGCAUGAGGUCCCAUUCCAUUACUGAUAAGCAGAAUUUGUUUACCCUAGUUAUAAUGUAAGCAUAAUCAUCAGGUUUUAUUAGGUUUUCUAGUCUCUCUUUUGCAUGGUCUAAUUUCAUUACUUCUAAGUACACAAUUCAAUAUGUAUUAGAGUGGGUUUUGUUGUUUUUUACUUGAAAAAUUAAUGUAUUAAAAUAAGCUUGAUAAAAUCCAGAUUCUAAGACAGACAAGUGUGUUCCGCACAUAUAAUGUAUUUGUCUACUUCUUGGACAAAAUGCCUGUUGUUCUUUUUAUAUAUUAUUUACUUCUGGCUAUAUAACACCUCCCCUCAGCAAGAAAGGAAACAAUUUGUUUUAAAUAGCAUAGAGGAGGCAAGGAAGCAAAAUAAAUAAUAAUAAUGUGAAAGUUCGGCCAUAACAGAAAAACUAUCUGAAUGAAUCUUUGAAACUCAAAUUAAAAUUAAGCAAAAUUGAAGGCCUGGUGCUCAUUUCAAUCUUUUAUGUGCUUAGACCACCAUAAUGUGCCUUUUGCCUGUCAUUUCCCUUGUGAAAAAUGUCAUGCCAACUCACCAUCCCAUGAUGAGAUCUGGACUUACCUUAUCAGGGAGCUAGAGAGAAGAAAGGAGAUAGGGAACCUUAACUGAGUGUGUUAUAUAUCUAAACAUAUGCACAUUUACCUGGUAAAACCAAAGCAAUUUGAUGAGACAGAACUUCAAAUAUUAUACAUGGCAGAAUGAGAUACAGGAUUAUGUGCAUGAACCAAGAAACUCUCUCUCUCUCUCUAUGUAUAUAUAUAAAAUUGUGUGUGUGUGUGCGCGCGCACACACACACACACACACACACACACAUAAUGUGUAACUUAGGCAAUAAUUUUACAUGGUUAAUCAUUCAGGAAGUUCACCUGUAAGAAUUAUUGCAAAAAUAAUUUAAAAAUUUUAUCCCUUCAGAGUUUCCCAGGCCACUUAACAUACUUCUCAAUUAUAAUGAUGAAAUAAUUCAUUUCACAGGUAAAUGAAUAAAACAUUUACUUCUUGGGUCCUUAACACUCCACAUGUUCUGCAGGGUAAGCAUUGCUCAAUAGCAAAGCAUCCAAAAAUAUACUUCUCUUUUGCCAGUCCCUUUUCUGAUUAAAAUAAAAUGAAGCUAAACUGAGGAGCAAGAACUUUUAAAACUGCCCGUGGCCUAAUCCACAGAAUGUCAAACUUUGGUUGGAUCAGCUUCUGUAUUAAAAUAAAGCGGGGGGGGGGGGGACAUUUUCUUAUAGAGCGACGAGCUUUGAGUUGUCACCACUAAAAAUAGCUUACAUUUCUCAUCUUUAUAUUCAGUGUGUGGGCUAUAGGAAUGUCUGAUUAGCAUUAGCUAGUACCCAACAACUUGGUCACUGCAUGGAAAAAUGAAAAUCCAAGUCAGAAGGAAGUGAUGGUUAUAUAUAGCAUAUAUUUAAGAUCCAUAACUAAAUGUUCUCGAAAGUCCAAGUGGCAGGAGACAACCUGAUAUUAAUAGGUCCACAAGAAUCCUUCCUAAUCCACUUUCACUUCUGCCCUUCACAAAACUAAAACAAACCUUUGCAUCUGCUCUGCUCUGGUUUAAGAUACAGCAAAUCUGAAAUUGAUUAUAUAUAAUUAAGCAUCCAGGCCAUGAUCACAACAACCACUUGACUCUUUCUUCGAGCAGAUUCUGUUUUAAUAACUGUAUCUUUUAUUAAAUACCAGUAAACAGGGGCGGGGUGAUCAUACAGCCAGCCUGGAUAAAUAUCAGCCUCUACUUUCCCUUCCCCUCCGUAAGAAAUAACUCUCCGCCUUUCCCUUCCAGUCUCUUCAAGCCAUGAAGGGUGGCAUGUUGGGUGAUGUAAAAAAUGCUGUUGGCAUUCAUUGCCAUUUGAUAGUAGUACAACUUCAAUCCUGUCCUGGGCUGGAUCUAGAAACAUUUUUUUAAAAGUAUCAGGAAAACGCGUUGUAAACCUCAUAAUGGGAAAUCACAUUGCCGAAAGACGGAACUCUGGUGUCACAUUUAAAACGCUUUAAAAAAAAAUAUGAAUGUAGCUGAUUUAAGAAGUGUCCUAAUUCUUUACUUGUGCCUUUUUUUGCUCAAUUUUCUGCCCAUGUCUUAAUUAUUGAUUAGUAUUCUGCCUUAUUUUCACUCCCGUGGCUGCGCUUUUUCCCCCCUCCGCCAGAUUUCCCCCCCUGCUUUAAUAAUUUUUAUAUUUGUGGUUCUCCAAGUGUUUACUUAAUUUAAUAUUAAGAACACGGACAGGCCUAUUUUCUUAGUUAACUAACUGCAUAGUGCAGAAUUUCUAUUUUAUUAUUAAUAAUGAUGGUAGCACAGUAAGAUGUGCUGAAUAUCUUUUUGUUGAAUACUCUGAAUGAUCGAAUAAUCAUGGUGGUUUGUUUUCUUCUAGGGUGGCGUGCACAGGUAACAUAGGCCCAUUUUUCUGCUGCGUGUGUGGUAUGCAAUGCUCUGGACUGGGCAAACUGGUUUGGGAAUGGAGUGUAGCUGAUGGACAGGUAGGGCUCUUUCAGGAGAUCUGUUUGUUGAGCAUUCAUCCUGAUUUGUUUGCACAAAGCUUAUGUGGAGGUUUGAUUAUAUCCAGUGUUUGAAGGAAGCUUUUGGGCAUUUUCAGAUGGCCUGUUUAUUGAACGUUCAUCCUGAUUUACUUGCAGGCAGAUUAGACGGCAUUGACUGUCUAGGGCUCAUCCACACUUUGGUUUGUCCUGUGAUUUCUAGGCUGAGAGGUUUUUAUUUUGUCCCCACUGCUCUCCCUGGGAAAACCCACUUUCCUAAACACACACACACACACACACACACACACACACACACACACUCAUAUAUUUAUAAUAGAUAAAAUAGUAGCAAACUACCACUACUCCAGCUUUCAGUGACAUGAAAACAUGGCAGUGAAGAGAUGGUUGUAUAACAGCUGAGAACAACCUAUUGGGGGGGAAGGGGGAUGAGAUAAUAGCCAUCCUUGUUUGCAUAGAGAAUUUCAAAAACACAGUUUUUCCCCUCAGGAAUAAGUAAUGGUUGACGCAAAAGCUGCCAAUUGGUGUAAAAGCUUUAUAACAUCUCUAAAGCUGUUGUAGCUGUCAUAAUGCCUAGCUCAUCAUUUGGAACAGAACAGAUUCUAGCCAUUUUUUUAUUUGUGAUUGACAUAGGGACAAAGAAAUGUGUUGUUCCAUGUCUAUUUUUUAUUAUGGGACAGGGAUACAAAUAAUAAUAAUCAUUCUAUGUGCUAAUGUGAUGAAAGGAUUCACAAGAAAGACUCCAGAUACAAUUCUGGCUCUAAGAAAUAUAAGGGAACUUUGUGUUCUGAUCUGGCAGAGGGUGGGAGGGUCAUACCUCUACUUAGCCAUAUGAGAAAGUCAAAUAUAUGACAGCCUCAGUUUCCCAUCUGUACAGUCAGUGGGAGUGAUUUAAAACAAGAAUGCUGUAAAGACAAAACAAGGGUGUUUUUUAAAAAAAUAAAAUAAAAUUGUACAAGCUAAAAGUGCUGUGUAAAUGUUUAAUAAUGGACAAGAUUCAAAAUACCACGUAGGAUCAUGCAAGCUCAGUGGAAGGUUUAACCAUUUUCUCUUUGAACAGCUGAAUCCAUGCCAUAUCACACACUGCUGUCCUUCGUUUUAAUAGUGCUCUGCUAUGUCAUAUCAGAUAGUGUAUUGCUAUUGAAGAGAAACAUUCAAAAACACUAGUUUCCACAAUUCUUUUUUUGUGUGGCCUGAACACUCACAAACACUUUUGACAGGAUAAUCCUAUGUACUUUAUGUUUACAUGAGGUUAAUGGGGUUUACUCACAAGUUAAUGCACACAGUAUUUAUUUUACUUCCUUAUUGUAAGCCAGGCAACUCUUUGUUAUGGAGUGACAUACAUAUGUUAUAAAUAUAUUGGACUCCCCCCCCCUUCUCUCUCUGUGUGUAUCUAUCUAUCUAUCUAUAAUUAGCAUAAGUCAUAGAACAUGAAUCAUUAAAUUCCUUGCCUUUUAAUAAACCAUAAAGAGCUUGAGUUUGAUUAGAGACUCAUCCAUCAGAUACUUGAUGGUUAUUUGCAUCUUGAAAGUGACAAUAAAAGGAUGAACGCUUGCUUUUUUUAUUUGUGAAAAUAUUUUAGGGUGGCUUUGAUUUUAUUGCAGUCAUGCUCCUGUAAACAUCAAUCUAACUGGCAGGGAAGCUUUAAAACAGAGGAAGGUCUUACAGAAUAUCCUAAAGGUGAUUAAAUUGUGGAUUAAUCUAAUCGCCUUUGGAAGUUAGUCCACAGAGCAAUCCUUCUCAAUGAGAAUGAUUUAUCUUUGGCUCUCACAAGCUUUUUAAGCGUUCAUGUCCUGAAGGUACGUAGCUCUCUUGACAUAUCAUUGUUAAGGAGCUGGAACUGGUGCAGGUGAAAACUCAGAAGACAGGAAAGCUCAUUUUAACAAAAGAAGCUACGAAACAAUGAAUGUGGCUGAGGAAAAGGCCUCCUCCAACUGUAGAACCAAACCAAAUCACCACAAUGUUUUGAGGUCUGGGUUGCUUCACUUCAGACUUGGGGAGUGUCUUAUGACAGAAUGUUCAUCGGGAAAACAAAUUCCUGCAGAUAAUAAACUAGAAUAUGAAGAAGCUGUCUGCCUGCCUGACAUGUUACAUUUCUAAACACAGGGGACUACCGAUAGAUACUGUUUCGGUGCAAUUCAGACACAGUUGAGAAUAAGUCUCCACAAUGAGUAGGCUGUUAAAUUAUUUGCUCUAAAGUAGCACUGGGAACACGAGUAACAUUUUGCUGCAUUGACAGGGAAGGAAUAUUUUCCUGACUGACUCUUUAGGGACACUCCACAUACAGUGGAUGCUCGGGUUACGAAAGUGAUCCAUGAGGGAUGCAUGUUCACAACCUGCAGUGGCGCAUCUGUGCAUGCACGGGUUGCGAUUCGGUGCUUCUGCGCAUGCGCAAAGCGCGAUUUAUCGCUUCUGCGCAUGCACGACCGCCGAAACCCGGAAGUAACCCGUUCCAGUACUUCCGGGUUCCGGUGGUCUGCAACCCGAAAAAACGCAACCUGAAGCGUCUGUAACCCGAGGUAUGACUGUAUUAUAAAGAAACUCCCCGCCUUUCCUGAGGCCACACCACCACGCAUUGCUGUUAUGUGGUGAAUCAGCUGUGGUUGCCUGUUCUGUGGUGAAAAAGUCGUAAAGUUUCAUAGGAUGAAAACACUGGUGUGCUGCUGGGCAGAAUCAGCAUUACCGUGUAUUACUUUAACUGCUUCACUACACCUUUCUUGAAGGAGAAAAUAAAAGAAUAAACAGCUACUUGGUGCUCAAAGGCUGUCCAAAGAAAACAGAAAGGGAACAUGUAAUAGGUGAUAAAUAAACCUGCCUAAUACUACAAAGAGAGAAAUUAUGCCAAGAAAGAGCCUGAUUCUUAUGCAAAAUAAGAUAAUCACUAAAGAGAUUAUUACUGAGGUAAUCCACAAAUGGCUGGAAACCAAAUAAAAUGUAAGGCUGAGCAGCUUGCACCUUCAGCCAUUUACCUCACAGUGUGGUUAUUGUGAUAAAAUGGUGGCAGGGAAGAGCCAAGUACACCACAUUUGGAUCUUUGGGAUAGAAGAGGGAUAGAAAUGGCACACAUGCAUAAAUGAUUAUUAUUAAAAUUAAUUAGGCUUUUUGUCCCAAAGUGGCUUACAGCAGCCAACAGUGAAACAAACCAAAAUAUUUCGAAUUGUGCUUGAAAACAGGCUGAGAGCCAGUGAAGAUUGAAUAAAACUGGAUUAGCAUUUCAAAAAUUGGGCUCUGGUCAAGUAGUCUGGCAGCAGCCUCAUUUACAUCAGGUGAAGUUUCUGAGCACUUCCAAAGGCAGUCCAAUGUAAAAUGGUGUUGCAGAAAUUUAGCCUGCUGAGUCACAUUAGCCACAUAUGCCCUUCUGAAGAAGGGACACAGAUAUCUGGUCAUUUAUGAGCAAAGUUGGUUAUUAAGGAGUACUUGCAACCUAUGAACUUGAGUCUUCAAGAAAAAUACUAUCCUGUCCAAAAACAUGGCACAUCCUUCAGUUGGCUUUCCUACUGACCAAAAGCACCUCAUCAAGUGUUUGACCCUUGAACAUGUGGAAUCUACAUUUCUCCUGCACAACUUUGCAUCUGAUAGCUCUUACAAACCAAGGUGCGUGACAACUUACAUUUUCUGAAAUAAAUGCAAAAAAAGGGUCCAGAAAUUCUAAACAAAAAUCUAAAUGAAUUGCAUCUGUGGCACUAAUAUCACUUGAUUCAGCCGUUGGGAUAACACAUGGGUAGGCAAACUAAGGUCUGGGGGCCGGAUCUAGCCCAUUCGCCUUCUAAAUCUGGCCCGCGGACGGUCUGGGAAUCAGCAUGUUUUUACAUGAGUAGAAUGUGUCCUUUUAUUUAAAAUGCAUCUCUGGGUUAUUUGUGGGGCAUAGAAAUUUGUUCAUUUCCCCCCUUCAAAUUAUAGUUUGGCCCCCCACCAGGUCUGAGGGACAGUGGACCAGCCCCCUGCUGAAAAAGUUUGCUGACCCCUGAUACAGAAUGCUCAUGAACAUUUCUGCUGCUCAAGGAACAAAGUUGCCGGAAUGUUUGCAGUCUGUGAGAAACGGGAAAUUGUCAGUUUAGCAGUAACACUGGCCAGAGGGCCAAGAAUAGCUUUGGAAGGGCAUCUUGUAUUUUAAAUCUGACCUUAAAAACACAGGGCUGUUUUCCCCCCUUGCUUCCAAAAUAUUGAGUUACAUGCUGUAUUGCACCUGUAGUUGCGUUUCUCCAUUCUCUGCUAGUGGUCAAGAGAGUAUCAUCAUGGGAGAGGUGUUUCUGGGACUAAGGUGAAACUGUUCCUUUGUUAUUCCUGAUAUUGGAUGCUGCAUGUAGUUUAAGUAAUCUUGUUUUGUUCAUCGUAUCGGAAUGUGCCUUUUUUUUUUUUGGCACGUCAUUAUAUUGCUGCUAUUGUUUUUGCUUUGUUGUUAUGAAAUAAGUUUUGUUUGAAACUCUAGGGACCAACUUCUAGCGGCCGAGAUCCCUUCAUCGUCAUCCCCCCAAUAAAACAUAUGAGGGGUCCAGGGCCCCAAAAGUUGAUGGGCAUUGCCAGGGCCAGAUUUGUUUGAUGAGGUCCUAAGCUACUGAAGGUAAUGGGGCACUUUAUAUGUCCAGCUGUCCUUUGUCAACAACAUAUUGUCACUGAUUUUUUGUGCUGAAUAUAUGCUAUAUGGUAAUUUAUAGACCUAAUGGGUAUUUUAAGCCAUUUGCACAUAACCAAACAUGUAUUUUAUCAAAGUAAUUGUUGAACUGAAAUGCAAUUAAUUAGUUGUUUUUUAUCUUAUAUUUUGGGAAAUGUACAUCCAGUUUUUUCCCCUUUAACUUUUUUGGGGGACCCCCAGGAGAGUGGAGCCCUGAGCUAUAGCUUGUUUAGCUUAUACGCAAAUCCGGCACUGGCCGAAUUGCCAUUCAAACGCUGGGGGCUUACCUGUCCCUCCCCAAUGCCUUGUUCCAAGUUGGCACCUCUGGCUUGAAAUGCAUCACCCGCUUUUCGUUGUAAACCGCUUUGAGCAUGUUUUUUUAAUUAUUAUUUUUUGUGCGGCAAAGCGGCAUACCCAGAAAAUGAAUGGACGCGAAAUCGCUCUUGGGAAUGUGCAAAUCGGUUUAAAACCAAUACACGGCUGCUGGGGGGGAACGAAGAGGCAGCCUCGGCCGCCCCUUUUUCAAACCCUCCGAGUGUCCCUAUUUUCCAGGAACAGCUGGGGAUUUACAAACGGCGAUUUGAUCCCUGAAAGUCCCCCUUUUCCUUAGGAGAAAUGUCCCGGGAGGGGUAUGCCUCUCCCUUUCCCAGAGGGCUGGAUAUGUGGGGGGCGGGCAGCAGCGUGCCUUCUCCGCCCGCCCGCGCGAGCGAGCUUCUCCUCCGGGGAGGCUUGGCUGCUGCCUCGCUUUUCCUUCAGGGUGGGGCUUGUUAUUGCGGUCUCUUGGCCGACCCUGCCUCACAGUAGCCGCUACGGCACCUCGCGAGGAGGCGGCGGCGGCGGCUGCAAGGGAGAGCAAUGCACCUCGCCGUUUUGCCUUGACCCCGCGCUGAGGUUCCUCUCCGGGAAGCGAGCGCGCGCCGCCGAGGGUAGGUGGGCGGGCUCGGCUGUCUUGGCACCAAGCAGCACCCCCCCCCCGCUUUUGUCCGGCGGGGCAGCGCCGACAGGCCCGGGCAGAAGCAGCAGCAGCAGCGUGGCGGCGGCGGCGGCGGCCUCCUCCCUGGGCAAUCCCGCCCCCUCCGCCUUUUCUCUGUUGUUUCGUCCCGCCUUUUUCCUCGCUCCAGCCCCGCGGCCGACCAGCCUUGCGCGCCCUAGCCGAGGCCCAGGUGAGUCCUUGCUCCGCCUGGCCAGGCGCUCCUCCUCGGCGGCUGCGGCGGAGAGGAGGGGCGGGGAAAUUGAGCCGAGCAGGCCCAGCCUUGCGGCCUCGGCAGGCUUUUGUUUCUCCCUCCCCCCGCCUCGUGCGGGGCUGCUGCGGCUUCCCCUCCUCCCUGGAGCUGCGGAGGUAAAAGCGGUUCUUGGGGGUGGGGGGCUCGUGGGAAGGGUGGGCGGAUGUGUGUGUGUUCAGGGCGUCUGUCCCCAAAAUGCAUGCCCCGUGGGACGGGGCGGGGGGCCGCAUCCAUCCCUCGGGAGUGUUCUUCCUUCCUUCCGUCCUUCCUUCCUUCUCUUUCCAAACGCUGCCUCCAUUUUCCCACCCCAGGUUGACCAUUUGUGCCCUGGGGUUUCUCUUUUCGUGGUGGCAGGCGAGGGUCCGCAUGCAGCAGCGGCGGCGGGGCUUCUUGCUUCCUUCUUCAGCCCAGCCCAGCCUCCCCCCUCCUCAAUUCCCCAUCUCUCAUGCACGCCGCUAUGAAUCAAAGCCCGUGUUUGAGAUCAGAGCAACAGGUUUCUUCUUGCAACUUGCAUCUAUAUCCAUGUAUAUUAUCCGUCCUAUGAAGCGCGGCGGGACAGAGUCCGCCUCCCGCCUCCCCGCUGCUUUUCCAUUGCUCCCAGGUCUCUCCUUCUGUAUUUCCUUUCCCUUCCCUUUGUGUUGUCACUUUCCCAACCCUGCCUUGAGUGCAAGCGGGUGAGUGCCGAACGGCACCAGCCGAUCUCUCUCUCUCUCUCUCGGCAUGUUCUGCUUCUAAAAAAACCCAACACAUUUCCUUCUUCCCUAUCCAGACUUUAAGCUGGGUUGUGAAAAGAAACGAAAAAAACAAAACCAGAGGGAAUAGGUUUUGAGAGAAAGAGAGCCUUGGUUCGGAGGGAGAGAAGCUUGCAUCGUCGGUAGCCUGGAGGUGGCUUUUUAGGAGCCCUUCACUGUGACUUGCAACUGAUAGUAAAAACAUAACCCAGAGCACUAUUCUCUGGCCAUCUUGUGACUUAUGGUGUAGUAGUCAGGGCUUUGUCAUCCUUUUGGUUUUGCAGAAGAAAUGCAUGACUGGCACGGUUGAUUCAGCACAGCAUUCAGUGUUGCGGUUACUACUAUAUCCGUUGGUUUGGGAAAGGUCCAUUAUUUUUUACAGUUUUGUCUUCCCACUUAUCCUACCUAGUGAAAAGGUGGCCGAUUUAAAGCUCUUUGAACAUGUAUUGUGUGGCAAAUUGAAAGACGAGAAAGGUGUAUGUUUGUGUGUGCAUAUGUGUAUUUCUUUAAAGAUCUGGGAUAACACCAGAUCUUAUGACUGUAAUGAUUAAAGCCAGGUCUGUGGUCCUUGUCAAGCAGCAAAUUUGCCUGUCUCCUUACUCUAAGAACAUGUAACGGAGCUUUGCAGUCAAAUGAACAUGUGAAAAUGGUGGCUCUGCAGAUACCUCCUCAUAUCAGCAUUUGUGUUGUAAUUUAGUGAGCAUUGAUUUUCUUCUCCCUUUGCUUGCUCCAUAAUUGUUGAGGUGAAACCAGUUACAACUACCUUGUUCUUUCAUUGCCAUGGUGAAGUUUUAGUUUUGCACUAAAUAAUUGAGUUUUCUAGUUUGCAGAGGGCAUACAUUGUAAGAUGCAUUGUAAUGGAUACAUUAUAAGAGGAAGGGUGACUGCAGGUUAAAACUGAGAAGCCAUUUUCAAAGGCCUAAUCCUGAUGUUGCAUUGGAGAUCAUACCAUGUUUUUGCACUAUCCACUCCCCACAUAUACAUUGGUAAGGUUUGAAAGCAUAUAAAAUUAUGCAGACCAUUAUAAAAGUCCACAUUGUGAUUCCAUGCCUUCAAUAUAACUACAGUGGUACCUUGGGUUAAGAACUUAAUUCAUUCUGGAGGUCUGUUCUUAACCUGAAACUGUUCUUAACUUGAAGCACCACUUUAGCUAAUGGGGCCUCCCGCUGCCACUGCACCGCUGCUGCACGAUUUCUGUUCUCAUCCUGAAGCAAAGUUCUUAACCCGAGGUACUAUUUCUGGGUUAGCGGAGUCUGUAACCUGAAGCGUCUGUAACCCGAGGUACCACUGUAUGCCUGUAGGCCUUGGGAUCUGGUCUGCACCACAAUAUUGGAUCACAUUCUUGGAUAAAUUCUGUGCUGACCCUGACCCUUUUAAGUGUUGAGAAAGGUAGGAAACGCUUCAUGGAGAAUUAUGCUUUAUUCAAACAUUUAAAUCAACAGAAAUCUGAGCUUUUUCUUUUCCUGAAACUUUAGGUAUGGAUAAUUCCUUAUUGAUUUUGUAGGCUGAUAUUUGCAGUGGUGCUCACUUCAGUUGCUUAUUUGUAAAUAGCUGGAGGGAUCAGGAUGACUCUUCAAUGCUAGGUGACCAAAAGCGAAUAAUAUUGUACAUCUCAGUUUGCUGCUUCCAGAGAUACCUUUUUUCAAGCCACCAACAGAGGAAUUGGUCAGGAAAAGAAGUUAUGAGCAGGCAGGGAAUAGCAAAUGACAUAGGGAAGAAAACAGUUGUAAGUGUCAGAUAUGACAGAGUUGGAACAAAGAAGUGCCUCUGAGCAAGUUGUAGUAGUUUGUACCACUUCAACCUUUCUGAGCUGCUUUUUGGUGUGGGUGAGUAUGACUUUUUGAGUGGGUGGGUGUUUCUUUGGUGAAGGCCAGUCUAUUAGACUACUUUUGCAUACUUCUUCAAGCUCGAUAAGGUUAGGGGUGCAAUCAAGAAUCCUAAGAACAUCAGGAGAAGCAAAAUUAACAGUUGCUUUAUCCAUUCCUAUGGAUCUGGGAAGCAGCAUUUCUGUAAGUACAAAUUACCGUAUUUUUCGCACUAUAGGACGCACUUUUUCCCCUCCAAAAAUGAAGGGGAAAUGUGUGUGCGUCCUAUGGUGCGAAUGCAGGCUUUCACUGAAGCCUGGAGAGCGAGAGUGGUCGGUGCGCCCCGCCCCCUCUCGCCUCCAGGCUUCAGGAGAGCCCCAGCGCCAGCCCCACAAGGUCGGGGGACAGAGGAGGCGGAACGCCGCCAUCCCGCUGUCUCCCGAAGUGGUUUGGAGGCUGACGGCGGGGAGACCCCGCCGCCGGCCCGCAAGCCCGGGGACAGCUGGGAGACGCAGCGCGUCUUCCUGCUGCCCCCGGACCUGAUCUGAAGGCGGGCGGCGGGGAGAAGAGCGCUCUCCCGCUGCCUGCCCCGCAAGCUCCGGGACAGCUGGGAGGCGCAGCGCGUCUUCCCGCUGUCCCCGGACCUGAUCUCAAGGCGGGCGGCGGGGAGAAGUGCGGGGCUCCCCGCUGCCUGCCCCCAAGCUCCGGGGACAGCUGGGAGACGCAGCGCGUCUUCCCGCUGUCCCCGGACCUGAUCUCAAGGCGGGCGGCAGGGAGAAGAGCGCUCCCCGCUGCCUGCCCCCAAGCCCGGGGACAGCUGGGAGACGCAGCGCGUCUUCCUGCUGUCCCCGGACCUGAUCUGAAGGCGGGCGGCGGGGAGAAGAGCGCUUCUCCCGCUGCCUGCCCCCAAGCUCCGGGGACAGCUGGGAGACGCAGCGCGUCUUCCCGCUGUCCCCGGACCUGAUCUGAAGGCGGACGGCGGGGAGAAGAGCGCUUCUCCCGCUGCCUGCCCGCAAGCUCCGGGACAGCUGGGAGACGCAGCGCGCCUUCCUGCUGUCCCCGGACCUGAUCUGAAGGCGGGCGGCGGGGAGAAGAGCGCUUCACCGCUGCCAGCCCCGCAAGCUCCGGGACAGCUGGGAGGCGCAGCGCGUCUUCCCGCUGUCCCCGGACUUGAUAUCAGGCGGGCGGCGGGGAGAAGAGCGCUCCCCGCUGCCUGCCCCAAGCUCCGGGGACAGCGGGAGACGCAGCGCGUCUUCCCGCUGUCCCCGGACCUGAUCUGAAGGCGGACUGCGGGGAGAAGAGCGCUCUCCCCGCUGCCUGCCCCAGCUCCGGGACAGCUGGGAGACGCAGCGCGUCUUCCCGCUGUCCCCGGACCUGAUCUGAAGGCGGACUGCGGGGAGAAGCACUCUUCUCCCCGCUGCCGGCCCCACAAGCGCCUGGGGGGGAAAUAAUUUUUUUCCCUUUAUUUCCCCCCCAAAAAACUUGAUGCGUCCUAUGGGCCGGUGCGUCCUAUGGUGCGAAAAAUACGGUAGGCUUGAAUCCAGGGACUAGAGCCCUCUGGGAGGAGAAACUAGAAGUAUAGGUCAAACUGAUGAAUUUUCUGAACAGAAAAUUAUUAUCCCUUGCCAUUGUAUUUUUCUGUAGCGUUUAACUUUUGUUGCAUUUGGUAAGCUUUGGAGGUUUAUACUUUGAUACAAAUCAGCCUUGCAUUUAAGCACUUGCCUGGUAACUACUACAGACAACAAGGAAUUCCAUGCAGGCAGGUCCAUGGAAUUGUAUGCAGGAGAAGGAGUUAGCUGGUGGAGGAGGAAUAGAGCACUGUGUCCAUCCUCUAUGCCCAACAUAGAUACUGUGGGCUGCAAGAGGAAGAAAGCCCCUUCCUCCACACCCUGCACAAAAAUGCAGUGGACUAUUUAUAGCCUAGUAUAGAAGGCCUAUUGGAGAAUUGUACCUUCUCUUUUUUUUAAAAAAAAAAAAAUCAGACUCGGUUGGGGAAAAAUCAUUAUCGAAUGUUAUUCAUUUAGCAGACAGACUUUUUAAAUGCGUUGUGCUUCAUAUUCUAUGCUGGAGAGCGUCCUAGCUUGAAACAUGUAUGGAAUUACUUUCUAUGAAAGGAAUUUUGAUUCUCAUUUACUGAAUUAUUGUUAUUGCUCCUAUUUUACAGCUGUCUUCAAAGCUACCAUCCUUUGUUGAUAACUCCCCAACUAUCCUCUUUCCUUCCUCCAUAGUCUUAAUGGCCUGAUAAUAAUUUAGUGUGCUGGCCCAAUUUUACUUAGGUUUGUGGGCCAGGUAAACAUUGGAACCCGCAUGAUUGGAACCUUACAGGCUGAUGUGUAUUUACUGUGCCCUCUGUUGAGACUGCUAUAGACACUUGAGUUGUCCUUCUCUAAGAUGUUAGUAUUUAAACCAGGGGUCAGCAAACUUUUUCAGCAGGGGGCCGGUCUACUGUCCCUCAGACCUUAUGGGGGGCCAGACUAUAUUUUGAAAGGGAAAAAAAAUGAACGAAUUUCUAUGCCCCACAAAUAACUCAGAGAUGCAUUUUAAAUAAAAGGACACAUUCUACUCAUGUAAAAGCACGCUGAUUCCCGGAUUGUCCGCAGGCCGGAUUUAGAAGGAGAUUGGGCCGUAUCCAGCCCCUGGGCCUUAGUUUGCCUACCCAUCAUUUAAACCCAUGAUUGUAUUCUGUUGUAAAAGUGGACUCCUUGCAACAUUAACACAUAAGGAGGUGCAAAUGUGGCUGUAAGCAGUUGUUGUUUAGUCAUUUAGUCGUGUCCGACUCUUUGUGACCCCAUGGACCAGAGCACGCCAGGCACUUCUGUCUUCCACUGCCUCCCGCAGUUUGGUCAAACUCAUGAUGGUAGCUUCAAGAACACUAUGCAACCAUCUCGUCAUCUGUCGUCCCCUUCUCCUUGCGCCCUCCAUCCUUCCCAACAUCAGGGUCUUUUCCAGGGAGUCUUCUCUUCUCAUGAGGUGGCCAAAGUAUUGGAGCCUCGGCUUCAGAAUCUGUCCUUCCAGUGAGCACUCAGGGCUGAUUUCCUUAAGAAUGGAUAGGUUUGAUCUUCUUGCAGUCCAUGGGACUCUCAAGAGUUUCCUCCAGCACUAGCAUCCAGUUAUUUCUGUAGUAAGAAUUGGCGUGGUAUCUUCAAGAUUGGGACUAGAAAGCCACAUGUAAAUUCAAGUUCUGUAUCUAGCCCUUAGCCACUAGUGAGUAUAACUACUCUAAAAACCGUUUUUAUUGUGUAGGGAAAUGUCAUGAGGGAAUUGUGAUGCCUGUGCACCUACUUGGUUUGCUGAUACAAUAGCAAUCCGAAACCACUGAUUUAAGAACGACAUUGAAAGGGGUCUUUAUUUAAGGCUCUACUGCUUAAAUUUAAGACGUGUUUGAAUGGAGUGCCAUCUGUUGAUUUGCGUCCUAGCGUGAACUUGGCUUGGAGGAAGAGUUCUGAAGUAUUCACUUUCACUUCUGCUGAACUGCUUACCUUUUCCAAACCACGGACUGUAGUUUAACACUCACUAUGGUUAGUUUCAGCCUAGCUGAUUUGAAGCAGGUUUGCUUUGGCACUAACCAUAAAUAGUGUUAAACCAUGAUUCCUAGUUUAGAUGUGUGCUUCCCCUUCCUUCUUCCUGCACGAGCAAGCCCAGGUUCAUUCAGGUGGCAUUAAAUCAUGGGUUAGCAUGUUCACAAGUGGCCAUUGAGUGAAUACUUUGGGAAAUGCCUUUUCGACAGUAACUGUUAUAGUUUUCAAUCUGCUGUGCAGCUUUCCCCACCAGUUCCUAUCACUUGAAAAUCUGGAAGCAAUGCCUUACUCUGAAGUGUAAGAAAAGUUUCCAAACAAAUCUGUACAUCAAACUAUGAGAAGAAAGCGUGGUUGUAAAAUUCUAAUUUAAAUCCACAGGGCUUGA
This is a messenger RNA of Podarcis lilfordi (Lilford's wall lizard), 33092 nucleotides long. Lineage: Eukaryota; Metazoa; Chordata; Lepidosauria; Squamata; Lacertidae. The record is from the annotation of a GenBank genome assembly.